This is a messenger RNA of Melanotaenia boesemani (Boeseman's rainbowfish), 3650 nucleotides long. It is a transcript of the gene pacsin1a, whose product is annotated as protein kinase C and casein kinase substrate in neurons 1a. Gene Ontology annotation, cellular component: endosome; cytoplasm; plasma membrane. The transcript is spliced from 11 exons. Gene Ontology annotation, biological process: regulation of endocytosis; neuron projection morphogenesis; cytoskeleton organization. Gene Ontology annotation, molecular function: phospholipid binding; protein binding. The record is from RefSeq and is a predicted model, not a curated record. Lineage: Eukaryota; Metazoa; Chordata; Actinopteri; Atheriniformes; Melanotaeniidae. Bases 373 to 1692 code for a protein of 439 amino acids.
CGUUUCUCUGCAGCCCGUUUCUGUCGUCCAUUGAGAGUAAAAGCUGGGCCAUCCCUCCAACGCGCGCCUGUGCUGUGGAGCUCCCCCUUGCUGUGCGCAUCGUGAUCUCGUGGAUGCAGUCUUGCAGAGAACGCAGGGUCACCUUCUGUCACUGCAAGGGGAAAUACUGAAUAACUUGAAGCAGAAAUUACUGGGUAGUAGUGCAACAGAUCAGCAGCAGCAGCAUCUCCGGUGAUCUCCUGCAGGGGACCAACAGCUCUUUCUAAGGUUUAUGGAAACCUGACCUCCCAUUGGUGGAGAAGUGCAUGAGGAACCCAGAUCUUCUGCAGAGAACAGGUUUAGUCAUUAGAGUGCUUUGCCACAUCCAGGAAAAUGUCUGGCUCCUACGAUGAAUGUGCAGGUGCUGACGACACCAUGGACAGCUUCUGGGAGGUGGGGAACUACAAACGUGCUGUCAAGAGAUUUGACGAUGGCCAUCGGCUCUGCAAUGAUCUUAUGAGCUGCCUGCAGGAACGUGCCAAGAUAGAAAAAGGCUACGGAGAUCAGCUAACUGCGUGGUCCAAGAGAUGGAGACAGCUAAUCGAGAAAGGUCCACAGUACGGCUCUGUGGAGAGAGCCUGGCUGGCUGUGAUGACCGAAGCAGAAAAAGUUAGUGAGCUGCACCAAGAUGUGAAGAACAAUCUGCUUAAUGAAGAUGUUGAGAAAGUCAAGAACUGGCAGAAGGAGGCAUAUCAUAAGCAAAUGAUUGGAGGCUUCAAAGAGGCCAAAGAAGCAGAAGAAGGCUUCAAGAAGGCUCAGAAACCAUGGGCCAAAAAGCUCAAGGAGAUGGAGGCAGCUAAGAAAACAUACCAUAUGGCCUGCAAGGAGGAGAAGCUGGCUGCAGCCCGAGAGGCCAAUGGCAAGUCUGAGGCUUCUGUCACACCAGACCAGCAGAAAAAACUCCACGAGAAAGUGGAUAAAUGCAAACAAGACAUGCUGAAGGCUAAAGAGAAGUAUGAGAAGUCCUUGGACGAGCUGAACAAGUGCACCCCGCAGUACAUGGAGAGCAUGGAUCAGGUGUUUGACCAGUGCCAGCAGCAUGAAGUCAAGAGGCUGACCUUCCUCAAGGAAGCCUUGCUGGACAUCAAACGUCAUCUUAACCUCACUGAGAACCAAAGCUAUGCCACAAUAUACAGAGAACUGGAGCGCACAAUCCUGGCUGCAAACACACAAGAGGACCUGAAGUGGUUCAGCAAUAACCACGGCCCAGGGAUGCACAUGAACUGGCCUGCAUUUGAGGAGUACAACCCAGAACAGGCCGCUGCUCCUCCAAAGAAGAAGAAACCAGACGGAGCCCCACCCACUCCAAGCACUGACCAUGUGGCUCCACCUGGUGACCGUGCCAGCGUGAGCAGCUAUGACAAGAACCAAGCGUAUUCGACUGAGUGGUCCGAUGAUGAACAGCCUACUGCAUUCUCCGGCAACGAGAACGGUGGGAACGGAAAUUCAUUUGAAGAAGACUCCAGCACUGGGAAAGGGGUCCGUGUGCGUGCCCUCUAUGACUAUGAGGGCCAGGAACAGGAUGAACUCUCAUUCAAAGCAGGUGAUGAACUAACCAAGACUGAGGAUGAAGAUGAGCAAGGCUGGUGUAGAGGUCGUAUGGACAAUGGCCGUGAGGGACUGUACCCAGCCAAUUAUGUUGAGCCAAUCUAGUCACAGAACUGGACAAGGACAUGCCACUGGAGGCAGCUUGAACUGUCCCAUCCAACUGCACCGCACAUAGCCAGAGACUUAAGAGCAACACAUCCCUUGCCCAACAGAUGCGCAAAGCAGUCUUGCCUAAAUAAAAACUUAGUAACCUAAAAGACAAUAUAUCAGUAUAAAAUAUUUUAUCCAGCAUUUGGGGUGGGUGGACUCACACGAAAACUCAAAAACAGGAGCAGCAGUUAUACCAGUAUAUACACACUCUACUAUAACAUCACAAACAGUGCAGGAACACAUUGCUUCUUUGUGCAGCUGUAUUUAACAUAUAAUGCAGCUCAUUAAAACUUGCACUGCACUGCAGUGUGUUCCCAUAUGAAAAAGGGAGGAUAAUAUAAUCAGUUCUACCCAUUUGAUGAAGAUAAGCUUCUCUAACCUGCAUUGUGUAUGUACAGUGUGAUGCCAUUUUGUGUAGCAUUUUUUGAUGCUGUGUAUGUCAUUUUUCCAUCAGGAAUGCUGUGUAGUGUUAGAAGUACCACAGACAGUAUCCUCUUUAUUUCCCCCACUUUUCUUUGUGAUUUGGUCCAGCCUCUUUUCCAGUGUGUGCAGUGCUAUGUGUUUUGAACAGUCUCUGAACUUGCAUAGCAGCAUGUGCUAUGCAAAGACUUGCAUUCCCCGAAUCCUGCAGCCUCGUUCAGGCUACAACUUGAUGCAACAUUCAACUACAAAUGCAGCAUUACAUGCCUCUGGACAUGCACUUGCUUCUGGUUUCACAAGCGAAAGCUUCUUGAUGAACUGACUUUAUGUUACUUUUGUUUUCGAUGUUUCUUUCUUUUUUUUUCUCCCAGCAUCGUAAAUCCUUUGAAAACAUCAUCCUCAUGCAAAACCAUGGAAAGGAUUUACGGUUUCUACAGAAGCUUUCAUUCAUGGUUUAAUAAAUCAGGUUUUUAUUUUAUUCCACCUCUGCUAAUAAGACAUGAGCGAUACAUACUCUGAGAGUGAAGUCAGAUCAAGUCUUCUUGAGGAUACCACUGCAUUAAUAAGAGGGAGAUUUUGAACAAUACCUGUGCCUGGGACUCUUUUUCCAGAGCAAAGGGCCGAUGGAGAGAUGUUGAUGUUUACUGUUCAAUAGGCUGUUGCUUGAAGAUUUAUGCCUCUCCAACAGGACAUGAAUGUACUAGUGAUUGGGCUUGGAAAAAGGGCAUGUUAACUAAAUAUCUUUCUCCACUGUCAUUAAAAGCCCUGCCUAUAGCAAAAAGCACUAGUUACAUGGCCCGUAUCCCUGCUGAGCCAAAGAAUGACCUAGUAUCAUCAACUGUUUUUUCUUCAUGCACAAAUUCCACAUAUCAUAUGUGAAACAGCUUCAGAAAACUCGUAGUUGCUUCCUAGUCUACCCAAACUUCAUUUGUCUGCAAAACACUUGUUACUGACACAGGGAAUACAUGGUGCACCCUUACACAGUGCAUUACAUGGUUGUUUUGGAAUCUUUAAUUUGCUCUAGAAAUGACACUUUUGGCAGUUUAUUAAUUAGCAAGUUGUCAUGUUACAUGUUGCACCUAAAUCUCUGAUUAGAUGGGAAAAAAAAGCUUUUUAUAACUUAGUUGUCCUGAACUUUAUAAAAGUCAGAGGAUCAACAGGGGUCAGAUGUGUUUAGGUCUGUGUCUGCAACAGGAUUCGACAGGUUUGGGUCUCACACGUGAGGAGAAACACAUCACCAGCUCACAAGUUGUGUCUUAGAGUAAAGCUGUCCAGCAUAGCAAAAAGGACUCCUGUUGUCAAACUGUCCGACAUCUUUGAUGCACGUUCACACACACACAUAUCCACACCCAUGCAAACACACAGGCGUUAGACACACAGUAUACACAAUACACGCAAGCUCAAACAACAUAGUUGACAUUACCAGGUUAAUAUUUUGGGGUAAAACAUCAUCAUCAAGUGUGUAUGAGUUGUGUAAAUGUAACAGAAAAAUU